AAUCCUCUCUUCACUUCAUUGACGUUUACUGUGAACAGUCAGUUGCACUUCAAGCAUUGUAAUGGAAUGGUGCAUGCAUCCGACUCAGAAGCAAAUUUGGGAAAACCAGUCAAGCUAGAAAUGGCAUCUAAGCGUCCAUUUCCCUUCGAGAAUGGCAGCGGUAAGGAGCACAAGAAAAGAAACAUAGAUUCUUCGUCCCAUAACAAAAUCUCCAAAUUAUUGGGUGCAUUAGAAGAACUUCUUGGGGAAGACGAUGUGGGCGAAGUUGAGGCCUUGAUGGGUGGUGCAGCAUUUUCAGGAGCAAACGAACUUCGUAAUACAUUACGAGACCAAGUGCAGUCAUACUUGAAUAAUACCAGCCAUAGUGGUUCUCGGGACUUUAAGGUUGAAAGUUCAUCUCAAGAACCUGUCAUUGGAAACCCGGGGAAAAUAUUAACAGCUCUACAAAUUACACCAUGGACUUUGUCGUCCAUUCCAUCAAAACUUCCACCCCUUCCAGAAGUGUAUGAUCCUACUCUUGAGCUGGCUUCCUUCACUCACCAUGGUCGUACUAAUGGUAGCGUUGCUGAUUUGAGUUAUGAACGCUUAGAAUGGGUAGGAGAUGCAUAUAUCUACACCAUUUCUACCCUUCUCAUAUCACAGACAUUCCCUGCCUUACUGCCCGGAAAAUGCUCCCAACUUCGUGAAAGACUCGUCAAGAAUGUCACUUUGGCUGAUUUCGCACGAAAAUACGGUUUCGAAAAGCGCGCGAAAUUGCCAGAAGAUACUCUCCAUCCUAUGAAAGAACCGGAAAAAGUCAAAGCAAUGGGAGAUAUUUUUGAGGCGUAUGUCGCAGCUAUCGUGCUCUCAGAUCCGAAAAAUGGAGUUUCCCGUGCAUCAGAAUGGCUGAAAAGUCUUUGGGCCAUGGUAUUGUCGAAAGAAAUCCAACAAGAAGAGCGGAAUGAGGAUAAAUUGGAUAGCCCCUUAUGGAGAUUAAGAGGAAAUGUUGACCAAGUCCAGACAAAAACUAAAAGCGUACUUAAUCCCAAAGAGAAAUUACAAAAGGCCCUCAGUUCGAAAGUCAGUAAAUUGACGUAUAAGGAUAUUGGAACAGCCAAGAAGGACAAGAAUACUAAACUCGCAGUGUUUACAGUGGGCGUUUUUCUUGAUGGAUGGGGUGAAGUUGACAAGCAGAUUGGGUUUGGAAGUGCAAAUGGCAAGAAAGAGGCUGGCUUCAAAGCCGCAGAGAUGGCGUUGAAUAACAAGAAGAUGAUGGCCAAGUACUUGGAGAAGAAGAAGAUCUACGAUACACAACAGGAAAGAGAAAGAAUUGCGCUUCAAAAACAAGAAGAAAGUUGA
Botrytis fragariae is the source of this 1338-nucleotide messenger RNA. Its product is annotated as putative ribonuclease 3 protein. The coding region runs from base 67 to 1338 and encodes 423 amino acids. The record is from RefSeq and is a predicted model, not a curated record. Lineage: Eukaryota; Fungi; Ascomycota; Leotiomycetes; Helotiales; Sclerotiniaceae. Gene Ontology annotation, biological process: rRNA processing; primary miRNA processing; regulation of gene expression. The transcript is spliced from 2 exons. Gene Ontology annotation, molecular function: double-stranded RNA binding; ribonuclease III activity. Gene Ontology annotation, cellular component: nucleus.